AUGAAUUUAAACAUUUGGGAAACAUCAUUCGGAUGUACUUGUCUCUUAUCCGCAAACAUAUCAAAUGGGGGUACGAAAAUUUCUAAAAAUCUCAACGAUAAAUGCGAAAAUGUUAUUAAAAAUCUAAUGAAUUGGACGUAUAAGGGAAGAAAACAAUGUCGAAGUUACGUACACGCGGGUAACAUACGUUUCGCAUUGUUUUUAAAUAAAGUUAAACUAAUUGAAAAUUCCGAGGGAAAAUCAAAUUCAUCGGAAUUGGUUUUGGGUUAUUUGAAAAAAGUCGAAGAGGAAAAAGUCAAAUUCGGUGAAGAUGCAGAUCUCAAUUUGACGUGCAAUUUAAUUCCGACGUCGAAUCAAUUAACGGUCGAAUUGGAAACGAAUUAUUUGAAUUAUUUAAACGAAAUCGUUACGCUGUGGGAAAAAGCUUUGGAAAACGAUUUGAACGAAACUCCGACUCCCUACGAAUUUCAACAAUGGAUUUUAAAUAUAAAAUUUGUCGCUUCCCUAUACGACCUGUACGGAGAAUAUUAUCGAUCCUUUUCAAUGUGGUUACUCCUUUGCAAAGUCGGAAAAUUAUCAAACGAUUCCAUUUCUAUUUUGUACGGGUUGACUCACGUCAUGGAAUAUUGCACGGACAUUGACGAAUCGUCGGAUUUAUUAAACGAAUGCGAUAAAACAAUGGAAACGAUGGAUUUAGAGGGAAAAGAUAAGGAUGUCGCCAUUUUGUUUUGGCUCACGAAAGCAUCCAAUUAUUUGAAUAAUAAAAAACCUGAAAAAUGUUUCGAGUACCUCGUCAAAGCUAAAAAAAUUGCGGAUAAUUUGAAAGUAUCACUUAAGGGACAAAUAUUGAGAGCGAAAUUAUGGUGUUUGAUAAGUAAAUUUCUCACAUAUUAUCCCGAUUACGAAAUACAAUUCGGAUACAGGUCAGGUACGGAUUUGAGAGUGAUCGUGAUAAAAGCUUUUAAUUAUGCGAUUGCAGGUGCGAGAAAUAAUUUCCACGAUUGCGUUGAAUUCGUAUUGGUUUUGUUGGAAGUGAGUUUUUGGGCUUAUCACUUUCACGAAAUUUAUUCUCAAAGCGAUUUCAUGAAAUUUUUCCUCGAUGAUUUAUAUCAAAUUGUGCAAAAAUUAUUUUUACCAACUCGCACGGCGGAAAUUCUCGUACGUUUAGCGGAAACGGAUUUAUUGUGUCAAAAAAUAUCAGAUUGCCAGGAGAAAAUAACAAAGUUGAAAAACAUAUUUUCUACUACGUCUUCUCCAUUUAAAUCUCUCGGGAAAAGGAAAUCUUUGAAAAAACUAAAUUAUUUAUCACCUCCCUGCGAAAAGGAAAAUCCAUCAAAUUCGAAUAAUAAAAUUUCACUUCGAAUAAGUCCGACGAGAUUUUUAGAAAAACCUAAAAAUUUUAACGGAUGUCUCGACGGUGGCGGUGGUGGUGGUGGUGGUGACGUAUCACCCGUACAAAAUUAUUUAUCCAACGAUUCGAAAAUGGAUUUUAGAGGUCACGAACCCGAAUGCAAAUGUCGAUCGUGUCAAAACGUACUCAUACAAAUACUAACCAUGUCACUGUUGAGUCUCGAAGGUGAAAUUCACAAAUUUAAAAUGUGUUACACUCAAGCGACGAAAUGUUAUCAAAGCGGAAAUGCCAUCCUGUGGAAAUUGAAAAGAUUGGAAGAGGAAAAAGGUGGUGAAAUUCAAAGAGACGUGAAAAAUUCGCUGAAUCUAAAAUCGAUGGGUCGAACGAAUUUUCGUAAAAGAUUUUUACAAUUUCAUUCGAUACGAUAUUUGAUAAAAUAUUCACUUUUCGAUUCGUCCGAAUCGAAUUCGAUCACGUCAAAUGUUAAAAAUUGUUUGAACGUGAUUAAAGAAAUAAUGGCGGAAUUUUGUUACGAAGAAAAAUUACUAAUGUGGAAAGUCGAACAAUUAAAUUUAUAUUUGUUGAUACUGUCGGAUGUUGGUGAUGACGUCGUCAGAUCACUUCCGAAAGGUGAUGGCGAUGAUGACGUUUCUCUUAAAGAAUAUGAUAUUGUGACGUCACCAAACGUUCCGUCAAAGACAAUCACAAAGACGAUCCCGAAUCCUGGAAAAACUUUGAAAAAGAAAAUACCUAAAACUGUUAAAAAAAUUAUCGUUAGUAAAAAAUUAAAUUUGGAUGAUGAUGAUGCGGAUGCUGAUGAUGAUGCAGAAAAAAGCACGGAUGCGAUAAAUAUGGGAUUUUUGGUAUUAAUAAUAAUAAUAAUAAUAAUAAUGAUGAUGAUGAAGAAUCUUUAG
This is a messenger RNA of Pediculus humanus corporis (human body louse), 2265 nucleotides long. RefSeq lists its product as uncharacterized. The record is from RefSeq and is a predicted model, not a curated record. The transcript has 6 exons. The coding region runs from base 1 to 2265 and encodes 754 amino acids. Lineage: Eukaryota; Metazoa; Arthropoda; Insecta; Psocodea; Pediculidae.